AUGUCCAUCGACGAUCACCGAAAACGGGAUAGCAUGGGGGUUAUCAGCGGGAAUGUGCUCGAGCGACAAAACCUGACCGACGUAAUCGCGCAAGAACCUAUAAUAUUCCGCUCGGUCAUUCGCUCGGUCCCCAGCCAAUCCCUGUACGAAAUGACGCCCGUGUUAAGCUGGGGCCUUUGGAAGGCGACUCCAGCAAUUGCAACAAGAGAUUAA
Messenger RNA from Penicillium coprophilum, 213 nucleotides. RefSeq lists its product as uncharacterized. Bases 1 to 213 code for a protein of 70 amino acids. The record is from RefSeq and is a predicted model, not a curated record. The transcript has a single exon. Lineage: Eukaryota; Fungi; Ascomycota; Eurotiomycetes; Eurotiales; Aspergillaceae.